Molecule: messenger RNA, 4061 nt
Organism: Chelmon rostratus (copperband butterflyfish)
Lineage: Eukaryota; Metazoa; Chordata; Actinopteri; Chaetodontiformes; Chaetodontidae
Gene: wrap53
Product: WD repeat containing, antisense to TP53
Exons: 11
Coding region: 366-2039 (557 amino acids)
Biological process (GO): Cajal body organization
Cellular component (GO): Cajal body
Molecular function (GO): protein binding; RNA binding
Source: RefSeq, a predicted model, not a curated record
CACAGUGUUUACAACUUCUCGCAAUGAACUGGUGAAUAGAAAUACAAAGUCCCCAAAUAGAAGGACGUCGAAUAAUUUUGUAUACUGUUGGGACUCUCCGGCUUAAGGUGAAACUUUGACGACGUCGAGGAGAAAAGUGUUUGUAGCCAAACUGCAAGCAGAACCAAAGGCCAGGCAAGCCAUAACACAGGCUAGUGGGUGCUGUGAUGUCCUCGACCCCCAGCAGACUCAAACACCCACACUGCAGGAAGAAGCACUAUCCCAGUAGCACUUACCUCACCCACGUCUGACAGCCAAUCACCGGACACAAGGCACUUGGACGCCAGGUACAGGACUUGACAGGAAGGAUUGAUAAACAAAUAGAGAUGUCUGACUCAGCUGGAGGUGGUGAAAGUGGAGGUGUAGCAGGCGCAGGGCAGGAAUCGGAUGCGGAUAGUGAGCCCCCUCAACAGGCACCAACUUUACCUGAAGGUGACAGCAUAGAGGUAGGUGAAACCUCAGCGGAAGAGGCACCUCCAUCUGCCAAGCGGCCCAGAAUGAGCGAGGAGGAGCAGGGGCUGGAGCAGGUUGCAAAGGCCAUCGAGAUGCAUGGAGAAACACCAGCACAGGCGGGAUUGCUGCAGGGAGACACAGCCCCACCAUCACAAAGAAAGGAACCAGUACAAUGUGAGGAGGAAGGUCGAGAAGGAGAAGAGGUGCCAGUCAGUAGGGGAGGUGAAGAAGAAUGCCAUCAGAAUGGCGAUGGAGGGCAUGAUGCGCCCUUAGAAGGAGAGACGAAACCAGAGGAAGAGCACAACGGUAACAGAUCUGCCGACAGCCCCAGUGAGGGACAGCACCUUGGCCUAGAUUUUACCCAGAACCCCCAGAUGCUGACUGGUUCCUGGACUGAGUUCUCCAGCCUUCCAGAGAAUUACCUUAAAGGCUGCAAAUGGGCCCCUGAUGGUUCCUGUAUCCUGACCAACAGUGCAGACAAUGUGCUUCGUGUGUACAAUCUCCCUCCAGAGAUUUACAGCUACAACUGGGACUUGCUUCCUGAGAUGAGUCCGGUGCUUCGGAUGGCAGAGGGAGACACCAUCUACGACUACUGCUGGUACCCCAAGAUGAACUCUCUGGACCCGGACACAUGCUUUCUAGCCAGCAGUAGCCGCGACAACCCGGUCCACAUGUGGGAUGCGUUUUAUGGGGAAGUGCGAGCCAGUUUCCGACCCUACAAUCACCUGGAUGAGCUGACGGCGGCCCACUCCCUCUGCUUCUCACCCGAUGGAACGCAACUGUACUGCGGCUUUGACAAAACCGUCCGGGUCUUCUACACUGAGCGUCCUGGAAGAGACUGUGAGGAGAGGCCCACCAUAGUGAAGAAGCAGGGCCAAAGUGGCAUCAUCUCCAGCUUUGGCUUCAGCCCCUGCCAGUCUGUUUACGCCUGUGGCUCUUACUCCCGCUGCGCUGGCCUCUACUCCUGCCAAGACGGCACCCUGCUGGCUCUGCUGCCGACCCGCCACCACGGAGGCCUCACCCAUCUGCUCUUCUCCCCUGACGGCAACUACCUGUACACCGGCGGGCGCAAGGAUCCAGAAAUCCUGUGCUGGGACCUAAGGGAGCCAGGCAAGGUUGUCUUUUCACUGAAGAGGAACGUGGCCACUAACCAGCGCAUCUACUUUGACCUGGACCUGUCAGGAAGGUACCUGCUGAGUGGCGACACAGAGGGGGUGGUGUCAGUAUGGGACACCCAGACAGCGCCUCCUGAUGGUAAUGAGGAGCUACUGCAGCCUCAGCUCAGGUUCCAGGCCCAUUGGGACUGCACCAACGGUAUCAGUAUUCAUCCCUUCAUGCCAUUGUUGGCAACCUCCAGCGGGCAGCGUCAGUUCCCGUGGCCCGGCGACAGCGAGGGUGACUCGGCCUCCGACGGCGAGGGGGGUGAAGCUGUGAUGUCACCGCAGGAAACCCGACAAGACAACACCCUGAGUCUGUGGUGGGCCGGGCCACUCGGCCCUGCCGCAGAGGGGCACCAGGGUCCGAGUACAGAGGUGGUGGAGGCCUGAAGCUCUGUUCCUUCAGCCAGCUGACACAAAUUGAGUUAUGCCUGCCAUGUGAUAUUUAUUUAGAAAUAUUGCUAUGGAUAAAGCUAAUUAUAGGUCAGUCAGAUUCUCUUUGCCAUCAGCAACAUGAAGUCCUGAGGCUGAAGAGCAUUUCUGGAUCAUUUUUAAACAUCCGUUUACCUUAAACAUUUACAGUCCAAAUGAAUUUCGUAACAUAUCACCUGCAAGCUUACACCAUUUACAGACCACAGUACUCUCACUUGCAGAGUAAAACAUUAAAGGAUUAUGAAACAUCAGGUCAGUACAGAACAGAUUUUCAGGGCUCUGUGUUUGAAGACGUGACGUCAUUGUUAGAAGACCAGUUUGCUAAAUAAGAAGUGUAACUAAAUGGCUGACUGUGGUCAGUGCUAAAACUAAGGAGGUUUUCUUUCAAAUCUUACUCAGGUUGAGACAAGAUGUGGGUUGUGUAAGGAGUGGAGCCUGAUAUUUCUCAGUUUUGUUAUUUAAUUAGUUUUUAUGCAGCCAAGAUAAAAAAAAAAAAAAUCUAUGAACCUUUUGUUGCCCUUUUUUAUUUUAAUGUGGAAUUUACUUCCUGAAUUGGGUGAAUUUGGUUGGAUUGAAAGCGCUGGCUGUGGUGUGAAGCAGCCCGGUGUCUGUCGACCGAUCGCACCUCCGAUCUGUGUUGAAUCUGUGGGAGUGUUUGUUUACUUGUGUGUGGCCAUAAUGCUGCCCCAGAGAUUCCAAACUGCUAUAGUUACAGCAAGUGCCAUUUGUUCUUGAGCUUUGCUUUUGUAAACUGACGAUCUCCUGUUUUUACCUUCUUUUUUAAACUAUUGGACGCACCAAAUGUUGGGUCGCGGAGUGAAUGCCCACAAAUGUAUAUUUUUGUAAAGCCAUGUUGAUCAUUCUCAUUUUCCGAAUGUAUACUCUGUAAGCAGCUAGCUUGAUUACUGUAACCUCAUAACAAUCUGUGAAAGUCUUAGUAGUGGAUGCACCUGGAAAACGAGUGAUGUCUUGAUUAUUUUUUUCUACAGAUUGUGCUCAGAUUACAUUUGUACCUCUGUGAGUGGUGAUGUGGCAGCACAAAACACACUGUAUUUGAAUAAUUGCAUUAGUAAUGUACUGCAGUGAUUUGCUCAAUGCUUAUGUUGCCAUCAAUGGGGUGUGCUUUGCUGUGGGGUGUCUCCAAACUAAGCCUUGUACCUUUUAGACACAGAGGAAUCAGUUCAUAUUGAAGCCUGUGCUGAUUCAGGUUUCACAUCUUUUUGCCAAGUAAUAAGACUUACAAUCGUGUAGCUACUAAUACAACACAAAUUUGCUAUACCAGGAAGCAUUAGGAAAUCUCCAGGUGGAUGGUUGUGUCUAUGACAGGUGGCUUUCUACUGGUUUUAUUCAAGCUGGGGUGAAUUAAAAGCAUAUCUCAUCACAGGUUCACAGCCUCAUUCAGUUUUGUCCUUUCUGGUUAAGGCAGUCCAGAGUUGGAUGCCCUGUAAUAAAUCCCCGGUGAAUGCAAGGUGAUGUUACAUUCAAGUCAAGAGGCAGCUCUUAAAAAGCUAAAGGGACUUUUGGCUUCUGCUUGUGAGAUGGAAGCUAUUCAUAGCUUUCACCUUUCCCACACACAUUCUGUAUGAAUGCACGCACACUCAUGUAUUUGAUUGUCUGAAACCACAGGGGCACACCGAGCAGAGAGCCAAGUUGGAGAGCUGCACUGUUGUGUUGUGCAGGUUGCUUAGCGACCGUCUCCGCCUUGAGAGAGGAAAGUAGGUAGCAAGACAACAGGAAGGAAAAUUGCGAGCAGAGAAAGAAAAAAUGGCAAACAAGUGUUAGAGAUAAUCCAGCGGUGCAGUGAUUGCUAUGUGUUUGUCUGAUGUGCUGGACUUGUCAUAAUGUCAGCCCCACCUGUGUGUGUGUGUACUACUUGAUCGCAGUGAUCAAAGGAAACCAGAUGCACACAUGAUCAAGACAAAAUAGGGUAAUUAUUGUAUUUGAAAGCUGUUGGAAUCCAAAUGUCUGUAUUAAGAAAGA